UGUACAUUUUGAGUCCUCAAGGGUCUAAAUGACAGCUAAAUUGACUCUCAAGUCAACCAAAUCAAUCAGAAUCUCCAAAAAUAAUCCAACGGCCUAUAAUCCACCCUACACACCAAACAAACUCUCUGAGCGCCUACACGAUAAAAUACCCCAGAAUAAAAGAUCAAAGCAUUUUUAUGAAGGUUUUACUUGACUAGCUACCCACCAUCAUCAAAGUUUCAUAGAAUGUGAACUUUACAAACUCUUCUUUUUCCAUUUUUACAAUUUCCCAUGAUCCAAAAUCUUGUCUUUUUCACUCAACACUUCAAGAUUCACCAUGUUUUUGAGUGUUCUUUGUAUAUAUUCCAAAGUUAAAAGGCAUAAUCUUUUGUUCUCUUAUGUUUGACUAGCAAGAAAUUUGGACCCAAGUUUCCUUUUUGCCAAUUUUUAUAGUUAAUUAUGCUUGUUUUACUUGUUGGGUUGUUGUCAAGAAAAACCCUUCCAAGUUAUAUGGGGUUUUGUGAGUCCUAACCCUUGAGUUAUUUGAGUUUGGUGUGUUAUUUGUUGUAGAUCUUUGUAAGGGGGUGUUUGUUUUGAGCUUUUCGAGACACCCAUUGUUUGUUUGAGUUGUUAGAAGCUAAAUUUAUGGUGGGGUUUGAGAGUAGGUUACCAAGAUUGUGUCUUUGAUGAAGUGAUUGUUGUUUCGAGGUUGUUUUGAGGUAAGUUUGGGGGUUUAGUUUAGUUUAGGUAAGAAGGAGGGGGGGGGGGGGGUUAUAGUGCUUUAAGUUUGCAAGUUAGGGUUUCUGUGAGGCUGGAUAUGGUGGUUUAGAGUUGAAAAGAUCUAAGUUUGGGGUACUAUAUAAGAUGGGUAGUAGCAUUGAUCAUUGUUUUGUGGAGUGGAAGGAGCAAUUUGUUUCUAAGGAGAGGGGGCACAGGGUAGUUCAUUAUUUCUUGAAGGAUGUUUCAGGGGAAUCUAUUCUUGCUGUUGUGGGAACUGAAAGGAGUGUUAGGCAUAUGUUCUAUGUCGUUUCCGACGAGUUCUUGGAAGCUUAUGCAGCUGAGGACUCUGUCUAUUCUGGUUUCAGAUGGAGGUCAAGGAGAGAAGUGGUGAAUUGGCUCACAUCUAUGCUAUCAAAACAACACUUACAAAGUGAUUUUUCAAAAUCACCAAAAGAUGAUCAUAUGUCUCCAUUCAGUGUCCAAUCAACCGAUGUGGCAAGUAACAAGGGUUCUAUACCAAGAAACUUGAGAGUUCAGUCCUCUGACAUAGUCUGGUCAGGUGAACCAUGGAUAUGUAGUAAACAGCUCAAACAUUACCCAACAUUUUGCCGGAAUGGAAUCACAAUUGCAGUACAUGCAUUCGUCUUUGUUAUGGCUGAAAAGGAAAAUCAAUAUGUUGCAUAUCUUGAAGAUAUGUAUGAGGAUCGGAAGGGCCAGAAAAAAGUCAAAGUGAGAUGGUUCCACUUUAAUAGGGAAGUCAGAGGGGUUGUUUCUUUAAGAAAUCCUCAUCCUAGAGAGGUUUUCAUCACUCCUUAUGCUCAGGUCAUUAGCGCAGAGUGUAUUGAUGGUCCGGCCAUUGUCUUAACUCGGGAACAUUAUGAGAAAUGUGUAGCUGUUUUCCCAAAUGACUUGCUAACAAGAGUACAUUUUUGCUUCAGACAAUUUAAGGGCAACAGAGUAAAACCUUUUGAAUUAGGUAAAUUGCGCGGGUACCUUGAUCAAUCAAUUUUCUCAUGUUUCAGUCCAGAUUUCUUUGAAGAUGAAGAAUUUAGUGCAAAGGAUGACGUAAAAGUUGGAGCGAAAAGGCCAAGAAGGAAAUAUAAGGAAUAUCAGAUGACAGCAUAUGAAGAGUCUUACAAGAGGUUCAAAAAUGGUUUCUUAAGUAGGAGAUUUAACUCCAAUAGGGAUGUUGGACGCGUGCUCUGGCAUACUCCUAAGUUUGCGGUUAAUGAUAAGAUAGAAUGUCUGAGCCAAGAUAGUGGGAUCCGAGGCUGCUGGUUCAGAUGCACAAUUAUGGAAAUAUCCCGGAGACAGAUGAAGAUAAGGUAUGAUGAUAUUGAGGAUGAAGAUGGAUGCGGAAACCUUGAGGAAUGGAUCCCCACAUUUAGACUAGCCAGACCUGAUAAACUUGGAAUGAGGAACUCAAACCGUCCGACAAUCAGGCCUUCCCGUCCUUGUGAUCUGGAAGAUCUCGUCUUUGAUGUGGGAGCACCUAUUGAUGCCUGGUGGAGUGAUGGUUGGUGGGAGGGAAUAAUUGUCGAUGCAGACAAAUCAGAAAAGGAAACCUAUCGAGUUUAUGUUCCUGGUGAGAGGAUGUUCUUGAAUAUGGAUAGAAAGAAUCUAAGAAUCUCAAGGGAUUGGGUGGGAGAUCGAUGGGUAGAUAUCGAAACAAACAGGGAUAUUCUUUCAAUGAUAUCUUUGAUCCAAGAAACCAAAGUUUCUGUAUCAUCAAGUAUUACUUCAGAGCGCCAGCGUGCUAAUCCUAUGGAUCAUAAAAUUCUUGGAAGUAGUGUGGAUGAAGAAGCCGCCCGUGAUUUUGCAGAAGUAAGACCAAUUGAUCACCAUUCAAAACAUUCAACCAGUGUCAAUGAUGAGAAGCAAGAUGACGACAUUACAGAAAAGCAACUAACUGAUAACUCCUCUAGAGAUAUAGACUUGACCAAGGACGAGAAGCAUGCAACUGAAAAUAAAGUCAAUGAGAAUGAUUGUAAUAACAGCAGCAGCAGUGGCAGCGACAAGCAUGACUUAGACUGCCACCUUAGCGAUGAUAAUGAUUCUUACAACACGGACAUUGACAACGAAAUUAACAAGGAUAGCAACGGGGAAAAAUCAUCAGAACCUGAGAUUGAUGGGAAAAAACGCGACACAGAAGUAAUGGAUCUGGUGGCGUGAUGUUUUACCACCAAAACUGAUGCCACUUUGUUGCAAGUAUACCCGAUGCAGUUCAACUGUACAUACAGAUGGAGAUUGAAUGAGGUUUGCUUGUAGUAUUAGGUGUACAGAGUCGUCAUUAGUUUUUUCUAUUCGCAACUUUGUUAGAAUCUGGAGAUGCUCUAGCAAUUAGAAACUCUCUGAUGACUAGGAGACGAUAUCUGUAACGUGGAUCUUAGUAUCACUAUCGAGACAUUGUUUUGCAAGUGCGUUGCACACGAUGUAAUAUACGCUUACAUACUAAGAUUCUUGCAUGCUGAAAAUCCAUUGUUUUAAGGUGGAAUCAUUGUGACACA
This is a messenger RNA of Capsicum annuum, 3206 nucleotides long. RefSeq lists its product as uncharacterized. Bases 844 to 2871 code for a protein of 675 amino acids. The record is from RefSeq and is a predicted model, not a curated record. The transcript has 6 exons. Gene Ontology annotation, molecular function: chromatin binding. NCBI's taxonomy places the organism in Eukaryota, Viridiplantae, Streptophyta, Magnoliopsida, Solanales, Solanaceae.